Molecule: messenger RNA, 768 nt
Organism: Orbilia oligospora ATCC 24927
Lineage: Eukaryota; Fungi; Ascomycota; Orbiliomycetes; Orbiliales; Orbiliaceae
Exons: 2
Coding region: 1-768 (255 amino acids)
Source: RefSeq, a predicted model, not a curated record
AUGGCUACGGCAAUCUCCUCGAUCACAGCGACUCUCCAUCAUCUCCGUUCCAAAACUCUCUUCUCCUACAUCAAAAACCCCAAGACCUUCAUCAUAUCUUUACAAAAUAUUCUCAAAACUAUGAGGUCUACAAAAAACCAACUACGUUUCCAUGCGACAUUGAUCCGUCGACAUUCCCAGCCCUUCUUGUUUUUUCUGGAGAACUACCAGGGGGCACCGCAUUUUAAACAUUGGAAGAGGUUUAAUCCUUAUAGGAAACAUUGUUUGAGGGUUUUGUUGACGGUUUUUGAUGGUGCUAUUACUGAGGUUGAGAGAGAUGAGGAAGUCGUGGCAGAAAUAUUGAGGAAUCCGCUUGGGAGGAGCGUUCUUGGGGUUUUGAAGAGUGGGAGGGGGGCUGAAGAUGUUAUUUUACGCUGGAGUAUCGGAGUAAAAAAUCGCUGGCUCGGUCGUCUAAUCCUAGACAGUUGGACACAAGAAGCCGACGCCGACGGAGAACCACAAGGGUUGGCAAGCUGUAGUAUCAAAGAUGUUGUUCAUCUCAUGGCAGCUGUCUGGGAGGAGGAAGCGGAGAAGAUAUACUUUCAUACCGGUGUUUCGGAGGAGCCUGGACCACGACCGAUUGGAGGGAAUGAUGGAGAAAGCAGGACUCAAAAAGAUCAUGUGGAGGAGGUUGUGCAGGAGGAGGAGGAGUUUGAGGCUUGGAGACCUUUUAAGGGACCGCCCUGCUUGAAGAGGAAGGAUGCACUACACUUGGUUUAUAGGGAUUGA